Messenger RNA from Melitaea cinxia (Glanville fritillary), 970 nucleotides. It is a transcript of the gene Membrin, whose product is annotated as probable Golgi SNAP receptor complex member 2. The record is from RefSeq and is a predicted model, not a curated record. Gene Ontology annotation, biological process: vesicle-mediated transport; vesicle fusion. Lineage: Eukaryota; Metazoa; Arthropoda; Insecta; Lepidoptera; Nymphalidae. Bases 165 to 791 code for a protein of 208 amino acids. The transcript is spliced from 4 exons. Gene Ontology annotation, cellular component: ER to Golgi transport vesicle membrane; endoplasmic reticulum membrane; late endosome membrane. Gene Ontology annotation, molecular function: SNARE binding; SNAP receptor activity.
AAUGACACAUACACACUAUCAUUUAUGAUUAUGACAGAUUGAUUGAUAAACAUUAAAGUAAUCAAUUGAAAUAUUUUCCAUCUAUUAUUGCUUAGUUAAUAUUAAAGUGGUAUGUAAAUAAUUUAUCAGUGGUAUGGUUACAAAGUUUACAACGUAUUCAAAAAAUGGAGACCUUAUACCUUCAAACAACUCAAUUAAUACAAGAAACUACGGAUUUGUUUCACAAAUUAGACAACGAACCAGAUGGGGAAAAAAUUGAAAUUGCUAUCCAGUCAAAAAUUAAUGCAAUUAGUGCAAACUGUGAGAAAUUGGACGUAAUGGUCUUUAAAACUCCUAUAAAUCAGAGGCCAAUGGCUAAAAUGAGAGUGGAUCAAUUGAAAUAUGACAAUAGACACAUACAGGCGUCACUAAACAAUGCUCAGAACAAGAGACGCAGACGUGAGCAAGAGAAGGCAGAGCGAGAACAGUUAUUGAGCAGAAGGUUUGGUCACGACCACACAGCUAUCACUGUGGACUACUUGGCUCAGGAACAGAACUCCUUGCAUAAUUCACAUAGGAAUGUUGACGAAAUGUUGCAUACAGGGUCAAACAUUUUGGACACGCUGAGAUAUAAUCGUGAAACAUUAAAAGGUGCUCAUCGAAGGCUAAUAGACCUUGCAAACACCUUAGGUCUUUCCAACGCCACCAUAUCCCUCAUAGAAAGAAGAGUCUCACAAGACAAAUACGUCCUCUUCGGAGGAAUGCUCGUCACUCUAGCUGUGAUUGUACUGGUGAUCAUAUAUCUUGUAUAAUGUAUAGUUAUGAGUAUUUGCGAAAUAAAAUCUUUUUAAAGUUCUGCUAAAGGAGAGUUAUUAAUAUAAUUAUAUAAACGUAUAGGAUAUAUUUGCGUCAUAGCGUUACAAAGAAACUGAAAUAGCUUUAAGUAUUCAUAGUUUUUGAAGAGGAAAUAUUAAAAUGUAUUGUUAUUAUA